AUGAAGGAGGGCAAUUUCGAGCUCCUCCAAUAUCCCUUUGAGAAAUCGCCAAAUGCCCAAUGGCUCCGGAGCCGCGUCCGCAUCCUCAAUUACACGAUACACAAAACCUCCGGCCUAUUCCCGAGUGGGAUAGACUGGGAAGCGGGGCUCGCACCAACACUAUGUUGGUUCCCGCAAUUAUACGAAUUGCGGUUGGGCGUGGAUAACACGCACAAACUCGAUAGCAAGACGAUCGCUGCCUUGCAGGACACGCCCUCUAUUCAUGCCCUCCAGAUCGCGAUGCGGAUGGACAGGGCUGGAGGUAAACCUAUUACUUCACAAGUACCUUAUCAACUACUUGGUAUUUCGGCGUGGAAACUCGAGUUCCUUGUCAUCCGCGGUGACAAGUUUGAUCUCAAAGCAUUGAAUCAAUACCCGCCUGUGACCCAUCAACUGGUCGAGUUUCGAUGGACGGUACAAGGCUGUGACAUGAUUCUAGAUGGGCCGGACGUCGAGAAGCUGAUCACUUGGGUCACUAGCAAUUCGAUGCGGACCCUCGAGAACCUUUAUUUGCCAUCCGUUCACCCCAUCGCCAGAAAGCUGGCCAAUACCAUUCGCUCAUUGACCAUCCCCACUCUGAUGGAGUCGCCGAACGACUUUCGAAGUCUUCAAGAGCUCAUUCUCACCGAGAAGACUGAAAUGCCCACAGAAUCCCAAUACUAUAUCGCUCUACCGCCCAAUUUAAUGCAUUUUGGGAUGAAGGUGCACAGUGCAGCCGUCCAUGGGAAUACGGAAACUGUGGCAUGGCAUUUCAAUCCCAAAUUGAAGAUAUUUUCCAUCUAUCACGAUUCUUGGACCGCUACAAAGACACGGCUCGAACAAAACUCGUGGAAGGCUGCGGGUGGUGCUGUACUCGUCAGAACAUUUGGGGGUGAGCAUUCGACUCAGAUUGGAAUGAGGUCAGACUUGGUCCAAUCCCACGCAUAUCCUCGAGGAGUUACUAUCGAGAAUAUGCACAAGGGAAGCCGUGUGGUCGGGUUGGAUCACACCGAAGAACCGUCACCUCAGAAUUCCAACCUGCUCUUUGACCUGGGCAAUACGAUCAUAAAGCAUCUUGGCGGCUCAAUGGCUCCACGAGGAAUGUAG
This is a messenger RNA of Acaulospora colombiana, 1125 nucleotides long. The record is from the annotation of a GenBank genome assembly. NCBI's taxonomy places the organism in Eukaryota, Fungi, Glomeromycota, Glomeromycetes, Diversisporales, Acaulosporaceae.